GCACAUCCGAAAGGUUCCGAAGAUUUCCGGAGGGAGCCGAAGCCUCUCCGGCAGUUUCCGGAGAAAGCGGAAAGGCCCGGAGCUGCUGCGCCGAGUCGCCAUCAUGGCGGCGGCCGGCGCUCCCGCGGCGGAGAAAGGCGAGGAGCAGAUGCCGGAGACUGAGGCGCUGGCCGCGGCCCGGGAGCGGAACAGCCGCUUCUUGAGCGGCCUGGAGCUGGUGAAGCCGUGCAGGAGGCCCGCGCGCUGCGCCGCUGCCGCCGCGCAGGGAUAUGCGCCCCGGUUGUCUUUUUUGUGGACUAUGCUUCCAACUGCUUAUUUAUGGAAGAAAUCGAAGGCUCAGUGACUGUCCGCGAUUACAUUCAAUCCACUAUGGGGACUGGAACAACUCCCCAGAGUCUCUUUGGCUUGGCCAAGACGAUUGGACAGGUUUUGGCUCGAAUGCACGAUGAAGACCUCAUCCACGGUGAUCUCACCACCUCCAACAUGCUCCUGAAGCCCCCUGUGGAGCAGCUGCACAUCGUGCUCAUAGACUUCGGGCUGAGCUUUAUUUCAGCACUUCCAGAAGAUAAGGGAGUGGACCUCUACGUCUUAGAGAAGGCCUUCCUCAGUACCCAUCCCAACACCGAGACUGUGUUUGAAGCCUUUCUGAAGACCUACUCCACCUCCUCCAAAAAGGCCAGGCCAGUGCUAAAGAAAUUAGAUGAGGUGCGCCUGAGAGGAAGAAAGCGGUCCAUGGUGGGGUAGAAGAGUGUGUGUGACAGCUGUUUUUUUUAAAGUAAAUUUGAACAAACGCUAUGUGAUUAUACCUAAAUAAAGGUGUUUGGAUAUUUUUAUUUGUA
Molecule: messenger RNA, 839 nt
Organism: Tupaia belangeri chinensis (Chinese tree shrew)
Lineage: Eukaryota; Metazoa; Chordata; Mammalia; Scandentia; Tupaiidae
Gene: TP53RK
Product: TP53 regulating kinase
Biological process (GO): protein phosphorylation
Cellular component (GO): cytosol; nucleus; EKC/KEOPS complex
Molecular function (GO): protein serine/threonine kinase activity; ATP binding
Source: RefSeq, a predicted model, not a curated record